AUGGCGUCGUCCUUCAUUACAUUUGUAUUGAAAAUAGUUGUUGUCUGGGUUUCUUUGAUCACCAUUAAUGUAAGCCCUGCUAUUACAUUAACAGAAGAAGCCAAGGCUCUUCUCGACUGGAAGGCUAGUGGUCUCUACUUUCCUGAAUCUUGGAAUGCAAAUGAUACAAGCCCUAGUAAGUGGAAGGGGAUAACUUGCAACACAGCGGGAAGACUAACAAUGUUAGAUUUGUCACAUUCCGUCAUAUAUGCUGAGCUCAACAGAUUGAAUUUCUCCUCUUUCCAAUUUCUAGUUCGUCUUGAUCUCAGUUGGAAUGAUGGAGACUACUAUGGAAUUUGGGGAACCAUACCAGACAACAUCGGUAUGCUUUCCAAACUUACCCAUCUCUACUUAUCUUACAAUAGAAUCACUGGAUCAAUACCUCGAGAGAUAGGAAACCUCAAAAAUCUCAAUCACUUGGACCUCUUUCACAAUAUGAUCAAUGGCUCAAUACCUCGAGAGAUAGAAAACCUCAAAAAUCUCAAUCAAUUGGACUUCUUUCACAAUAACCUCACUGGCUCAAUACCUCAAGAGAUAGUAAACCUAAAAUAUCUCAAUCAGUUGGACCUCUCUCACAAUAUGAUCAAUGGCUCAAUACCUCCAGAAAUAGGAAACCUCAAAAAUCUCAAUCAAUUGGACCUCUCUCACAAUAGGAUCAAUGGCUCAAUACCUCCAGAGAUAGGGAAACCUCAAAAAUCUCAAUAA
Messenger RNA from Telopea speciosissima, 744 nucleotides. RefSeq names its product MDIS1-interacting receptor like kinase 2-like. Bases 1 to 744 code for a protein of 247 amino acids. The record is from RefSeq and is a predicted model, not a curated record. The transcript has a single exon. Lineage: Eukaryota; Viridiplantae; Streptophyta; Magnoliopsida; Proteales; Proteaceae. Gene Ontology annotation, molecular function: protein binding.